This is a messenger RNA of Alnus glutinosa, 894 nucleotides long. RefSeq lists its product as uncharacterized. The transcript is spliced from 2 exons. The coding region runs from base 101 to 481 and encodes 126 amino acids. The record is from RefSeq and is a predicted model, not a curated record. Lineage: Eukaryota; Viridiplantae; Streptophyta; Magnoliopsida; Fagales; Betulaceae.
ACCGACGCGUUACGCGUCUUUGAAAAUUCUUGCUUCGUUGCAAACAAUUAGACGUCUUUGAAACUCUCUCAGACCGUCAACAACAAUCCUGAAUUCAUCCAUGGCCUCUAUCUACUGCUGUAAGGAGUGCCAGACCGACCUCAAUCUCAGUACGGCCCAUCUCUUCCCACCGGAGUUCUACUUCGAGGCUGGGAACAAGGGCACGCUUUCCUUCUCGUGGGUCGACUCCUCCAAGUUCCGGUUCGAGAAGGAGGACAAGAUCAAGCCCUUCUUCGAGACCGUCAACUACUGGGGGAUCCAGAGGAAGAGGACCAAGAUCAAGUGCAGCAGCUGUGGGUGUCUUGUUGGGUACGUUUACGACGAUGGUCCUCCUCUCACGAACAGUACCGGCCAGUUCCACAUGGGUCCCAGCCAAGUUAUUCCUCGAGCUCCGAGGUAUCGGUUCAAGACCAAGGCGCUUCAGAUCGCAUCGCAAACCUGAAAGCUUUUCUGAGUGUUUGGACUUCAUUGGGUUUUUCUAUUUUUUGAGGAUGAUUGAUAUUGGACUGCCACGGAGUUGGAUGAAUGGGAUUUUAAGGACUCGGCAGGAUGAAUUGUAGAUCAGAAUUUUACUAGGGUUCUGAAAGAGCAUAGUAUGAUGAGGAGUUAUAAUUUUAGGCAAUGAGUAAUUGCUAUGGUCCUAUGCAGUGCUUAGUUGAAUGGUGGAAAUUACCCCUGACCAAUUUGAACUGCUAUUGCACAGGAACUGCAUAAAGUUCUUAGAGAAAUGAGAGUGAAUGGGUGAUACAUGGGAAAAUAGGGCCCUUUUACUUCUGAAGAAAAAGAAAAAACAAAUAAUGGAAAAACCUGAUUUACGAUUCUGAGGAAAGUAUUUUUCGUCUUCUUUUGUUAAAA